Molecule: messenger RNA, 3112 nt
Organism: Conger conger (European conger)
Lineage: Eukaryota; Metazoa; Chordata; Actinopteri; Anguilliformes; Congridae
Gene: git1
Product: G protein-coupled receptor kinase interacting ArfGAP 1
Exons: 21
Coding region: 781-3066 (761 amino acids)
Biological process (GO): regulation of ARF protein signal transduction; brain development
Molecular function (GO): protein binding; GTPase activator activity
Source: RefSeq, a predicted model, not a curated record
ACCUACUGCUUUCGUUUAUCAGUAUCGCCUGUAGUGCAAGGGGUGGAAAAAUCCCAAAAGCAUUUUCUUCUGUCUUAUUCGACGUAGUUCAGAUAAAUCUGUCAAUUAAUGACCAAUCAGACUUUUUUAGAUCUAAGUGACAUCAGUCACACUGGUUUUGUACCACUGAUUUUAGAUAGUAGCCUAUACGUAAACAACUCAGAUAAACUAUAACCGCGAGUAUCUUUUGUUUUCUGGAGACAGGAGCAAUUAAUAGGAAAAGAACGGGGUGUAGAGUUCCUGGAAUAUUCGUGUAAUAUCUGCGUUGCUCCAACCCCCUGCCCUGGGAUUGUACAUCGACCAAGAGUAAGAUACCGCGAGGGAGGAAGGAGAGGGGGGACUGUAGGGCACCGCGUCCAUGACAAUUUCGAAUUGCUAGGUAGAGCUAGCUAGCUACCUGCUAUCUAAGCUAGCUACACAUCGACAUAAAGAAAGCCUGGAAAUGGGAUUUCUCUUACCUCCUUUAAAAAUAAGCUGACCCUUAAACAACAAUAAAUGCAAUAUAACAACCAAUGGUUUCGUUUUCGCACUAGUUUUUCGACGAGGACUGGAAAUUUUGCUGCAGCUUUGGACGGGCAGAAGAGAGAAAGGGUUGACAGCCGGAGAACUGGAACACAUCGCCGGCUUCCGGGGAUUCGGAGCGGCUUCAGGGAACCGCGGACGUCGCGAAAUCUGGAAAGAAGAAUUUAAACAUUAAAACGUAACUCGAAAUUGCGACCCAGUAAAUCGCGGAAUUUCAAAAUGUCCAGGAAAGUACAGAGAAGCGAGGUAUGCGCGGACUGUAGUGCACCAGACCCCGGGUGGAGCAGCAUUAACCGGGGUGUGCUGAUCUGUGAUGAGUGCUGCUCAGUGCACCGCAGUCUGGGCCGGCACAUCUCCGUGGUGAAGCACCUGCGACACAGCGGCUGGCCCCCCGCACUGCUGCAGAUGGUGCAGACUCUGGCCAGCAACGGGGCGAACUCCAUCUGGGAGCACUCCCUACUGGACCCGGCUCAGGUGCAGAGUGGCCGGAGGAAACCCAACCCCCAGGACAAAGUCCACCCCACCAAGUCAGAGUUCAUACGGGCGAAGUAUCAGAUGCUGGCGUUUGUACACAAGCUGCCCUGCCGAGACGACGACGGUGUCACCACCAAGGACCUCAGCAAGCAACUGCACUCGAGCGUUCGAACCGGCAGCCUGGAGACCUGUCUGAGGCUACUAUCCCUGGGGGCCCAGGCCAACUUCUUCCAUCCGGAGAAAGGGACCACCCCCUUGCACGUGGCGGCGAAGGCGGGGCAGGUGCUGCAGGCGGAGCUGCUGGUGGUGUACGGGGCGGACCCCGGGGCCCCUGACAUCAACGGCCGCACGCCCAUGGACUACGCCAGACAAGCAGGGCAGGUAGAGCUGGCGGAGCGCUUGGUGGAGUGUCAGUACGAGCUGACGGACAGGCUAGCCUUCUACCUGUGCGGCCGACGCCCAGAUCACAAGAAUGGCCAUUACAUCAUCCCCCAGAUGGCCGACAGAGCUCGUCCUAAGUGCCCAACACAGAGCCUUGACCUGUCAGAACUGGCCAAGGCAGCCAAGAAGAAACUCCAAGCGCUCAACAACCGUCUGUUUGAGGACCUGGCCAUGGACGUGUAUGACGAGGUGGACCGCAGAGAGAACGAUGCAGUGUGGCUGACGACUCAGAACCACAGCACCCUGGUGACAGAGCGCAGCGCAGUCCCCUUCCUGCCCGUCAAUCCAGAGUACUCUGCCACACGCAACCAGGGCCGGCAGAAGCUGGCUCGCUUUAACGCCCGCGAGUUUGCCACCCUCAUCAUCGACAUCCUGAGCGACGCCAAGAGGAGGCAGCACGGCAAAGGCCUCACCAGCCCCACCGACCCCCUGCAGCUGGGCCUGAGUAACGAUGACGACCAGCACGAUUACGACAGCGUAGCUUCAGACGAGGAGUCUGACAACGAGCUGACCACACAGAACAACAACACUCAGCGUAAUAACAGAGCCAAGAGCAUGGACUCCUCAGACCUGUCGGACGGGCCCAUCACCCUGCAGGAGUACCUGGAGGUCAAGAAGGCCCUGGCUGCCUCCGAGGCCAAAGUGCAGCAGCUCAUGAAGGUCAACAGCAACCUGAGCGAGGAGCUGAGACGCCUGCAGAAAGAGAUCUCGCGGAUGCAGAUGGAGAACAGUGUGUUGCGGGGGGGGCAGGCAGGGAGGUCUGGAGGUUCGGGAGGGGGUGGUGGGCCGGGGCUGGGGUCUGGCGGGGUGCGAGGAGCGGGAGGAGGAGGAGUGGGGGGGCCCGGUGGGAUGCUGACCGCGGGCCCCCCCCACAGGCAGCCCAGGCAGGCCUUCUCCAUGUACGAGCCCGGCGCCGCCCCCCACAAGACCCUCUCCCCAGCUCUGGACUCCCUCGCCAGCCGCCUGCACCCCAGUGUGCAGAAGGGGCUGUCCUCAGGCCUGUCCUCCUACGGUGGCCUGCACCUUUCUGGUUCCACAGAGGUGGGGAGAUACGCGACCCCAAAAGGAGAGAAGCCUGGCAGUAGCACAGACAGUGACUAUGACAACACUCAGACUUAUGACCUGUCACUCAGUGCGAUGCGCAGCAGUGAGGAUGAUAGUCGUGGAGAGCUGGAGGAGGCUGGCAGUGGAGACGGGGGGGAGCCAGACCCCACACUACCCUGCACAGAGGACGUCAUUCUGAAGACCGAACAGGUGACCAAGAACAUCCAGGAGCUUCUGAGGGCCGCACAGGAGUUUAAACAUGACAGCUUUGUGCCCUGUUCUGAGAAGAUCCACACUGCUGUCUCAGAGAUGGCCUCCCUCUUUCCCAAGAGGCCAGCGUUGGACGCGGUGCGCUGCUCCCUGCGUCUCCUGGCCGCCAGCGCGUCGCGGCUGCAGGGCGAGUGCCGCAAGGCGGUGCCCACGGACCCCGGCGCCGCCCCUGUGGACUACCAGCUCCUCACCCAGCAGGUCAUCCAGUGCGCCUACGACAUCGCCAAGGCUGCUAAGCAACUGGUCACCAUCACAACCCGUGAGAAGAAGCAGUGAGAGGGGGGAGGCACAGAGAGGGGAGGCGAGAGAGAAAAAGAGAGAG